AUGCUUUGUUUUAAAAUCAUUAUUGUAGGUGAUACUAGUAUUAAAUUAUGGUCAUAUCGAUUAGAUGUUGGAAAAAGUUGCUUGCUAUUGUAGUUUACAGAUCUCAGAUUCAAAAAUACUCAUGAUGCUACAAUUGGUAUAGGGUUUGGCUCUCGGGAGAUAAGAGUUAUGGAUCAAAAUGUGAAUCUGCAUAUUUGGGACACUGCAGGAUAAGAAUCAUUUCGUUCUCUAACUCGUUCAUUCUAUAGGGGGUAUGAUGCAAUAAAUUUUAAGAGCAAUUGGAGGCAUUCUUGUCUUUGAUGUUACAAGCAGAUAAUCAUUCUAAGGAUUGGUUUAAUGGUAUGAGAAAAUAUAAAGUUACGCUUGCGAUGAGAUUGAACUGAUUAUAGUAGGAAAUAAAACAGACCUUGAAGAAUAGUAUAUAUUGAUUAAGUAUCUAAGGCGUCAAGUGUCAUAAAAGGAGGGAAUGCAGUUUGCAAAAUAGUAUAAUUUUGAGUAUUACGAGACUUCUGCAAAAAGUGGACUAAACGUGAAUUAGGUAUUUGAAAAUUUGAGUUGUAAAAUACUAUAAAAGGUAAAUUCUGGAGAGAUUGAUCCUUGCAAAGUAGAUUUUGAAUAUUUAUAAUUAGAAUUAUGGAAUUCAAAUAAGUAAAAAAGUGAAAUAGGCAAAUUAGGAAUGCAAAAUCCAAAAUACUAAAUAAAAAAACAAUACUUGUUGCUGA
This is a messenger RNA of Paramecium octaurelia, 722 nucleotides long. Lineage: Eukaryota; Ciliophora; Oligohymenophorea; Peniculida; Parameciidae. The record is from the annotation of a GenBank genome assembly.